AUGCCCUCAGAAGGGCACCCCGAGGAUCUCACCAAAGAAACGCUCGAUAGCUCCAAGAGCGAUUCUUCCUCAUCGUUGUCCGAUACCUCGGAUGCACAACCAUUUCACCCUUCUCGCCGAACAUGGCUUGUUUUGAUGACUCUGGCUGUGCUCACUUUGAUGGUUGCAUUGGAUGGCACAUCCAUAUCUGUCGCGUUACCGAUAAUCGCGGAGAAAUUAAAUGGUUCCGCCAUUGAGGCUUUCUGGAGUGGAACCGCUUUCUUGCUGUGCUCAACAGUUUUCCAACCAAAUUUCGCCUCGUUCUCUAAUAUUUUCGGACGCAAGCCUCUGGUUCUCGUUUCGCUCACCUUGUUCUUUGUUGGGACCAUUAUCGCUGGCCUCGCAAACAACUUCACCAACAUGCUAGCGGGGCGUUCCAUCCAGGGAAUAGGUGGGGGUGGACUCAUUGCUCUUACUGAGAUUAUAAUAACCGACCUUAUUCCACUGAGGGAGCGGGGUACUUAUUUCGGUAUCAUCAGUGCUAUGUGGAGUGUUGGUUCAGUUACCGGCCCAAUCCUUGGGGGAGGGUUUUCUCAAAGUGUCUCAUGGAGGUGGAUUUUCUACAUAAAUUUCCCAUUCAUUGGUGUUGGAGCCGUGUUUAUCGUCCUCUUCUUGAAAUUGAAUUUCAUUCCUUCCUCACUACUGUCGAAACUCCGUCGUAUCGACUACGUCGGAACGGUUCUUUUCAUCGGAAGCACCACCUCAUUCCUUAUCCCGGUGACCUGGGGUGGCGUAAUGUACGAAUGGGAUUCCUGGAGGACGUAUGUCCCACUUAUCAUCGGCGCCAUUGGGCUUGUCGUGACGAUGAUCUACGAAUACAAAUUUGCGCAUGACCCCAUUAUCCCCAUAGUCAUCUUUUCAACCAGGACAGCAAUCGUGAGCUACAUAGAGACCACUCUACACGGCCUUGUCCUUUGGUGUGGCUUAUAUUACAUGCCCCUCUAUUUCGAGACUGUCAAAGAAUACACCCCCAUUAUUUCCGGAGUCUCCCUCUUCCCCAUGUCGUUCACCGUUGCCCCUGUUGCUGCCGUGGCUGGUAUUAUCGUUACGAAAACGGGACACUGGCGUUGGGCAGUCUGGACCGGAUUCGCCUUGGCUACGCUGGGGUUGGGGCUCAAUACCAUCCUCGACGUCGACACCAGCAUCGCGGCCUGGAUAUUCCUUAUGAUCCCGACCGGAAUUGGCCUGGGUCUCCUAUUCCCCGCGCUUGGGUUUGCAAUCCAGGCAUCCGCAAGACCGGGCUACAUGGCCAUCGCAGUCGCGAUGUUCAGCUUCUUCCGUGCCUUCGGACAAGCCAUCGGCGUUGCCGUGGGCGGUGUCAUUUUCCAAAAUGAGAUGCACAAGAACCUGCUCCGGUACCCGGAAUUCUCCAGCAACGCGGCGGCGUUGAGCAAGGACGCCGCUGGGCUUGUGCGGGUGGUCCUGGCCAUGGAGGACGGACCUGCGAAGCACCAUCUGAAACAGGCGUACACGGACAGCCUGCGCAUCGUGUGGGCUGUCUGCUGUGCCCUCAUCGGGUUUGCGGGGCUCCUUAGCCUUUUGACGGAGAGCUAUUCUCUGACUAUGGUGAUCGACUCGGAUCAAACUAUCCGGGAGAAGGAGAAGAGUAGCUCGAAUCCAGAGGCUGGACUAUCGAGUUCGUCGUGA
Histoplasma mississippiense is the source of this 1686-nucleotide messenger RNA. RefSeq lists its product as hypothetical. NCBI's taxonomy places the organism in Eukaryota, Fungi, Ascomycota, Eurotiomycetes, Onygenales, Ajellomycetaceae. The record is from RefSeq and is a predicted model, not a curated record. Gene Ontology annotation, molecular function: transmembrane transporter activity. The coding region runs from base 1 to 1686 and encodes 561 amino acids. The transcript is spliced from 4 exons. Gene Ontology annotation, biological process: transmembrane transport.